GAAAUUUGUUCCUCCGCUUUGUCGGACGUCGGUGGCUCAGGAUGACCCAGUCCAGCCAUCGGCGAGAGGUAGGCUCGACACAUCCUCUCCUCGAGCUCUGAAUCUCGGUCACUAUCUCGUGCACGGCGCACAUCGCCCACAUUGCAAUGCGCGACAUGCUACAUGCAUCAGGACUCUCGCGCGGAUGGACCGCAUGAAGAGACGGGUCAUGCAGAGUGACGCUCGACUGAGCGCUAGCUGCGAUACGUUCCGCUUCGCUUUGUGCUCAUCCUUGACAGCUCGGACGCGUACCUUUGGCGGUCGCCGCGCGUUGCGAUGGCAACUUCCGAAGAACGAUGCAAUUAGCUGCUGCAGUCCUCCUUAGCCUUCUGCGGUGUCCGCCGUCGACACACGGGCACAUUCUGCGCAUGACACCGGAGGGCUGUGCGAAGCCUGACUACUUCCAUAGAUAUCUGAUAUUUGGCAGCUGUCAGGCUAUGCGGACUGCUGUGUCGAUGCCACAGCCUUUGCUGUGCUCAAGUGUCUCGGCUUUGAAUGACCUUCGGCGCAUCAUCCUCGUCCCACUCACCGCCAGACUUUUCUCCGUCUUCGAUAAGCUCAAUAGAUUCGAGAUGUUCACCAAGAUGAUCCCUGCUGCUCUUGUGCUCUACCUUGCCACGCUCGCUUCGGGUGCUAGCAUCAACGCCGAAGCCGGCGCCAACACGCUCGAACGCCGUCAUUCGGGUAGCUACACGUCGUGCAACCUCGUCGUCCAGCCAAAGGGCAAACAGCCCGAGCUCGACCUCACUUGGGGCCUCGCAUACAGCUCCGGUCUCUACACCCUCACUCCUUCGGGCCUCGUCACCAACGCCUACUACGCGCCUCCUCAUCAGGCCGGUGGCCAGCAGCUCGACCCCAACUUUGUUCUCGAUGGCGACCACUUCAGAGCCGUCCUCCAGGUCAAGGUUGCUGGAGAUGGCGACAUUACAGCUGCUGCUCUCAUCUCCCUCACCUGGAACGGCGUGGCUCGUACUGCAAAGCCUUCAUACGUUCUGCAGUGCAGCAGCGAUGCCGCCAAGGAAGACAAGAUCACGAUUCCUAGCUUCUAAGCUCAUACUUGCUCACAGUACAUACGACUCCUCUCGCGAGGCUUUGAAAAAUGUAUGCUAGCAACAAAUGUACGCGGACUUUGACCAG
Mixia osmundae IAM 14324 is the source of this 1176-nucleotide messenger RNA. RefSeq lists its product as uncharacterized. The transcript is spliced from 3 exons. The coding region runs from base 336 to 1088 and encodes 250 amino acids. NCBI's taxonomy places the organism in Eukaryota, Fungi, Basidiomycota, Mixiomycetes, Mixiales, Mixiaceae. The record is from RefSeq and is a predicted model, not a curated record.